AUGGCAGUCAAUGCAUCCUACGUCUCCGAUUACCCUCCGCUCCCGGAGUACACGCUGACUCCUCGCCCUCCCCUUUUCGCGCCGAUUCCCGACAAUAUCCUGGCAUUGAUCCUUCCAAUUGUCGCUUAUUGGGCGUUGUCUAUGAUCUAUCACCUCAUUGAUGUCUACGACCUCUUUCCUCACUACCGCCUUCACACCCCCGCCGAAGUUUUGAAACGGAACCACGUCACACGCUGGGAUGUAGUUCGGGAUGUUCUCUUGCAACAGGUGAUCCAAACCAUUGCGGGUAUUGCAGUAUCCUACCUUGACGAGGAGGAGUAUAUUGGCCGAGAGGAAUAUGAUGUGGCUGUCUGGGCACGUCGCAUUCGCUGGGCCCAAAGAGGCCUCCCUCAUCUGUUGGCCCUGUUCGGUAUUGAUGCGCUGGGUCUGGCAAAGAAUCUGUCGCACAACGGUCACACUAUCCUCGGCGCCGUGGUCGCCGGCGGACGUUAUUCGGGCCUCUCACAGUCCGUCACCCUUGAGAGCGGUGCAGAGGCGUUGGUUCCUGCCUUCGCUGGCUGGGAGCUGUCCCUUGCCAGCUUCAUUUACUGGUACUUCAUUCCGGCAUUACAGUUCAUCUGGGGUGUCUGCGUUGUCGACACUUGGCAGUACUUCCUCCAUCGCGCCAUGCAUCUGAACCGUUGGCUCUAUGUCACCUUCCAUUCGCGCCACCACCGUCUGUACGUCCCCUACGCAUUUGGUGCUUUGUACAACCACCCGGUAGAAGGUUUCCUCCUCGACACUGCGGGUACGGGCGUCGCCUUUCUCACGGCUCGCAUGACCAACCGCCAGAGCAUGUGGUUCUUCACCCUCUCGACCAUCAAAACCGUCGACGACCACUGCGGCUAUGCAUUCCCUUGGGACCCUCUGCAGCACCUAACCUCCAACAAUGCGGCCUACCACGAUAUUCAUCACCAAAGCUGGGGUAUCAAGACCAACUUCUCCCAGCCCUUCUUCACCUUUUGGGACCGUCUUCUCAACACGCGCUGGCACGGAGACGUCAAACUGCGCUAUGAGCGAAGCCGGGAAGCUGCCCAAAAACAAGUGGACAAUGAUGCGGCCCAAGCAGCUGAAGCCAAAGCCGAGUCGGCACCAUCGACUACGACCGUGUCACCGGAGGAGCCUACCGACUCGAAUACGCGCUCUCGUUUGCGCAGAAAGACUGCGACCCUAUCGCCUCGCGUGGAUAGCCUGAAGGGCUCCAAGCACGGGGUGACCAGCAGUGUUUUCUAA
Messenger RNA from Aspergillus terreus NIH2624, 1272 nucleotides. RefSeq names its product sphingosine hydroxylase (gene sur2). NCBI's taxonomy places the organism in Eukaryota, Fungi, Ascomycota, Eurotiomycetes, Eurotiales, Aspergillaceae. The transcript has 2 exons. Gene Ontology annotation, biological process: lipid biosynthetic process. The record is from RefSeq and is a predicted model, not a curated record. Bases 1 to 1272 code for a protein of 423 amino acids. Gene Ontology annotation, molecular function: oxidoreductase activity; iron ion binding.